Penicillium waksmanii is the source of this 285-nucleotide messenger RNA. RefSeq lists its product as uncharacterized. The transcript has 2 exons. The record is from RefSeq and is a predicted model, not a curated record. The coding region runs from base 1 to 285 and encodes 94 amino acids. Lineage: Eukaryota; Fungi; Ascomycota; Eurotiomycetes; Eurotiales; Aspergillaceae.
AUGGAUUUCGAUCGGUUUAACGAGAAGCUUAUGACCCUCGGAGUGAUUCAUCAAGUUGAGGAGAAACCAGAUCAGAUUUUUGUCUUUCUCCAUGGCGUCACCGGUAAUAGCAAGACUACCUGGGCAGUUCCUCCCGACGAAGUUCCCGACGAAUAUCCCAAAAAACCGACAUUAUGGCUUGCGAAUCUUCUGCCAAACGAUUUCAAUGCAAAUAUCUAUACUUGUGGGUGGGAUUGGACCGUUCCAAAUACCAUGCAUGAUUUGGCUGGCAGUUUCAUCAAGUGA